AUGAAUAAUACGACAGCUUCCUCGGAGGAUAUUUAUCCACUAAAAUGUGGAUAUGACUUACCAGUGUUUGGCUUGAAGGACGGUUCUUUUAACAUCAUCCAUAUUUCAGCAUUAGCCAGUAUCGCGAUCAGCCUGUGUUCGGUGGUCAUUGUCAUGGUCUUGUCAUUUUCUGACAAAAACCGUAAAUUGUUCUUCUCGCGUGCUAAGAAGGAACGUUUCAUUGUAUACCUUGCAAUAUGUGACGGUUUCUUCAACUUAUUUCACGGAAUAGACCAUUUACACUACUUUAUUGGAAAGGAUCAUCCCCGACCAAAAGAAUUAUGCGAGUUGUACAGUUUUGGUCAGAUGAUAUUUGUCAAUGCCCAGCACUUGUUAGUAAACAUUGUUGCUAUCAAUGUAUAUAUGAUGAUGUACUUCAACAAGAACUUAAACUUUGGACGUCUGGAUUGGAAGUUGUUGGUUUGGGCAUUCGGAGUACCUUUGUUGGCCCAAAUAGGAGCUGUGCUCGGAGGCCAACUUGGACCAAAUGGGACAUAG
Molecule: messenger RNA, 537 nt
Organism: Ruditapes philippinarum (Manila clam)
Lineage: Eukaryota; Metazoa; Mollusca; Bivalvia; Venerida; Veneridae
Exons: 1
Coding region: 1-537 (178 amino acids)
Biological process (GO): adenylate cyclase-activating G protein-coupled receptor signaling pathway
Cellular component (GO): plasma membrane
Molecular function (GO): G protein-coupled receptor activity
Source: RefSeq, a predicted model, not a curated record